Messenger RNA from Syzygium oleosum, 807 nucleotides. Its product is annotated as vinorine synthase-like. The transcript is spliced from 2 exons. The record is from RefSeq and is a predicted model, not a curated record. Lineage: Eukaryota; Viridiplantae; Streptophyta; Magnoliopsida; Myrtales; Myrtaceae. Bases 1 to 807 code for a protein of 268 amino acids.
AUGGCCACGAAAGUUGAGGUUGUCUCCACAGACACCAUCAAGCCGUCCUCUCCAACUCCACCUCACCUUAGGAACUUCAAGUUCUGCCUCCUUGACCAGCUGGCUCCUCCGUUUUAUGUUCCGAUCGUCCUGUUCUACUCGGCUCCUGACGACAAGGCAGCGCCAAACCCAGCCUUGGUGACGGGAUACUUGAAGACUUCUCUCACGCAGGCGCUUUCCCUUUUCUACCCUCUCGGCAGAAGGGUGAAAGGAAAUGCUGGUGUUGAUUGCAACGAUGAGGGCGCACUCUUUUUGGAGGCGAAAGAUCACUUCGGAGCCAGUACCAACAUUGAGGAACAAGUCAUUGUAGGGGUCCAAGCCAACUUCUUUGACUGUGGUGGCAUUGGGAUCGGCAUCUGUAUCUCUCACAAGAUCGCUGACGGCUCGGCAGUCACCGCUUUCCUCAACACAUGGUCCGAAAUCGCCAACAAUGGCGUUGAUGGUGCUGCGAACCUCAUCACUCCCUUCUUGAAAGCAUCUGAGCUCUUCCAACCAAAAGACAUAAACUUCCAAAUGCCACCCGGAGUCAUAAGCAGAGAGAAGCUUUCGACCAAGAGGUUUCGUUUCAACAGUGAGAGCUUGGCUUGCCUUACGGCCAGGUUCGGCGGUGCCAAUCCUACUUGUGUUGAGGCCAUGACCACCCUCAUAUGGAAAUCUGCUGUGGAGGCGGUGAGGAAGAGGCCAGAGAGGAAGGAGAAGUUUUACCUAUCAUCAGCAGUCACACGUGGUGAACAUCAGAAGCAGGAUGAGGCCACAACCAUUGCCUGA